CUACUGAGUUUGUUUGUACUUUGUAUUAGAAAAAGACAGAUUUUCUUUUUAAAAGAAGAGAAAAGAAACCGACUUGUUAGAAUCUGUAUUUUAAUUUGUUGAUCAAAACAAAGCUUAUACGAAUCCGAAAUUUUGAUGGUUCUAAUUGAUUUGCAGGUUACUUAUUGGGGAGUUUAUCCAUUGUUAUCUCCUCAAUUGACUACGAGUUUGUAUCAGAUAAAUGUAGUGUCUUGAACUUUUAGUUUAUUACGGUGUCUGGUUAAUUUUAGAAGAUCCUAGGUGGUAAUAAGGUUGCUGGAUUUUGAUUUUGAUUUGGUACUAGUUGUAAAGGAUAUUGGAUUUUUAUUUGACAGUCAUUGAUGAUCGAGAGAAAGGCAAUGGGGCGUGCUUCACCAUUGCUUUUUGUUUUAUUGGUUCUCGGCUUUUUCUUUGCCACGUAUAAUCUAGUUACCAUGAUGAUGCAAAAUAGAUAUGUUGGAAAAUGGACGGAUGUUGGUUCAGAUCGUGAAGUGUUUAUUGAUCCUGUUAUUGAAAGGCCUGAAGAUGCCAAGAAAUCAACAAAUGUCAAAAUGCCAUUUCAUGUUGCCUUAACAGCUACUGAUGCUCCUUACAGCAAAUGGCAAUGCCGCAUCAUGUAUUACUGGUAUAAGCAGAAAAAGGAACUUCCUGGUUCGGACAUGGGGGGAUUCACACGGAUUUUGCACUCGGGAAAACCUGACAAUUUGAUGGAUGAGAUUCCUACUUUUGUAGUUGAUCCUCUUCCAGCCGGCCUUGAUAGGGGUUAUGUAGUCUUAAACAGACCUUGGGCUUUUGUGCAAUGGCUGGAAAAGGCUACAAUUAAGGAAGAAUAUAUACUGAUGGCAGAACCUGAUCACGUAUUUGUAAAUCCUCUUCCGAAUUUAGCACAUGGAGAGUAUCCAGCCGCUUUCCCAUUUUUUUACAUUAAACCUGCUGAGAAUGAAGAGACGGUGAGGAAGUAUUACCCGGCAGAGAAAGGCCCUGUUACAAAUGUUGAUCCCAUUGGCAAUUCUCCUGUCAUUAUCAAGAAGGAAAUGCUCGAGAAAAUUGCGCCUACAUGGAUGAAUGUUUCUCUGCAAAUGAAAAAUGACCAAGAGACUGAUAAAACAUUUGGCUGGGUGCUGGAAAUGUAUGCAUAUGCUGUAGCGUCAGCUUUGCAUGGCGUUCAGCACAUUCUCCGGAAAGACUUUAUGCUGCAGCCCCCUUGGGAUUUGGAAAUUGGAAAAAAGUUUAUCAUUCAUUAUACUUAUGGAUGUGACUACAAUUUAAAGGGUGAGCUAACAUAUGGUAAAAUCGGAGAGUGGCGAUUUGACAAGAGAUCCCAUCUACGCGGACCUCCCCCGAAGAAUAUCCCGUUGCCCCCUCCAGGGGUUCCUGAAAGUGUGGUGACUCUUGUAAAGAUGGUGAAUGAAGCUACUGCCAACAUUCCCAAUUGGGACACAUAGUUGAUGCCACUUAUCACUGCCCCAGGUGAAUGUAACUUUCAUUUUUUAGAUGCUCAAAUUUUGAUCUUUAGUUCUUGAGAAACCUCAGGUUAAUCAUUUUCAUUAAGGAAUAGAGAAAUAUAGAUGUAAAAUAUGAAAGUUGUUUCAUUUCUCAAUCUAGAAUUAGUUCCCUUACUAAGAA
Mercurialis annua (annual mercury) is the source of this 1644-nucleotide messenger RNA. RefSeq names its product hydroxyproline O-arabinosyltransferase 3-like. The transcript is spliced from 9 exons. NCBI's taxonomy places the organism in Eukaryota, Viridiplantae, Streptophyta, Magnoliopsida, Malpighiales, Euphorbiaceae. The coding region runs from base 360 to 1463 and encodes 367 amino acids. Gene Ontology annotation, molecular function: glycosyltransferase activity. The record is from RefSeq and is a predicted model, not a curated record.